Messenger RNA from Neodiprion virginianus, 3702 nucleotides. Its product is annotated as CDGSH iron-sulfur domain-containing protein 3, mitochondrial. The transcript has 2 exons. Gene Ontology annotation, cellular component: intracellular membrane-bounded organelle. NCBI's taxonomy places the organism in Eukaryota, Metazoa, Arthropoda, Insecta, Hymenoptera, Diprionidae. Gene Ontology annotation, molecular function: 2 iron, 2 sulfur cluster binding. The coding region runs from base 238 to 675 and encodes 145 amino acids. The record is from RefSeq and is a predicted model, not a curated record.
AGUAAUCUCUCCGGCCUCACGCAACUUACUGUUAUGUUUGUUCACGUUCGUUUACGCAAUACUGCGAGCAGAGUAUCCAACGCAGGGACCCCCGAGGUAGCUGCGUGAAUAGGAUACAUCCUUGCUUAAACGAACGGCCGAUUGCGCUGCUAUCGCUUUCACACGCGGAGUGAACGAAUAACAUCUGCCGCAGUCACUCAGUAAACGAAUGCACCCUAUUUUGCACGAUUCGUCGUUAUGAAUUCCAUAGUUCGCGUUGGCGGAGCUUUAAAGCAAAGUUUUCGAUGUAAUCAAUAUCUACAAAUGCAACGCGUCACCUUCUCGUCCUCUAUAAAAGAAAAGGAACAGCCUAAAAUACCAAAGAAUGCGUUGCAAAGUUUAUUCUCUGCCAACGAGCAGGCAGAAAAUGGUAAAAUAUAUGAUAAAAAGCCUUUCAAAAUGCGAAUUGAAGCUGGAAAACAUUAUCACUGGUGCUUAUGCGGCAGGAGUAAAUCGCAACCAUUGUGUGACGGCACACACAGAGAUGUUUUUAUAAAAGUUAAGCAGAGACCAAUUAGAUUCAUGGUUGACGAAACAAAAGAUUAUUGGUUAUGCAAUUGCAAACAAACAUCGAAUAGACCUUUUUGCGAUGGAUCGCACAAGAGACAAGAAAUUCAAGAUGCAGUUAGGUCUUAGUAGAUACCUGCAAACUGUUUCUUGCUUACUUUAUCGGUCGUACAUGAAUUACAAAUAAUCGUUACACUGUAGUUGAAUAUCUUGCAGUUAAGGGUAAAUGCGAAUGAGUAAUAUGCCUUACUAUGAAAUACAUUCUGAUCCUGUAUCCAGGCUAGCAAUAAACCAUCCUAUAAGUAUUCAAAAUGGUAUUUGAUUUUCUAUUCACUAUUUUUAAUUUAUUGCUACAGUUUCCUGCUAUUCACAUUAAUAAAGAUGAUUGAUUCAAAAAUUAAGAUUUUGCAACAAAUUAAUAAUUCUAUUAUUUUUUUUUUAUUAUUUAUUUUAUUUAUGAACUUAGAUUUUUAAUAUAAUUAAUUUGCAAUUCUGAAUAUGGUGCGAAUUAAAAAUGCUGAAUAUUAUAUUUGUUUAUACUAGUUGCAUGUAAGAUUAAUAUAUGCAGCCACGUGCAAAUCAAAGUCUCCUGAUGUUUCAUGCUUAUCAGAAAUAAUCAUCAAGAUAUAUCACACAUUCAGGGCAUGUAUAAUUAUAGGCUCACUCGAUUGAGAAGUUGAGGAUCAACAACAACUAGGUACAAUCAGUGAAUGAGCAUUAUAAUCAAUCUUGAAUCUUAACAAAGUAUUUUCUGCAAAGUUACAUAGUUUCACAUUUUUACACAGCUUCAAUGGCGAAAUAUUCACAUAGCAAGUACCAGUAAAUUGUAAAAAUAAUUAGUAGUCAGGCUGUUAUUGAUUAUGAAACAAAUCACAAUUUAGUUCCAACAUUUCCUCUUGUUUCUCGCGCAAGUGAUUCGGCUGCAAUUUUUUAAACAGAGACACUAAUUGAAAUCAAGUUAUGUCGGAAUUAAUGAAGAGUGUGUCAGAAUACCGUAUUAUUUACGCACGCAGCAAAUAGGUAUUUUCGUAGCUAGGGCACAAAGUUCUACACCCUAGUGCGAUCUGUCACACGUCGGUGUAAAGUAUUACGCCCGUGGUGCAAACAAUAUUUUUUGUCCUACGUAGGCGUAAACCGGAUUUAUCGGGCGUAAAAUCUCACUUUACGCCAACUAGGACGAAAAGUGUUUUCCAACUCAUGGUUAAUUGUACAAGCAAUUGAACUGAGGCUAGAUGUAUGUAAGUUAUAAAAUAAUGAGUCAUGAUAUAAUGCUACCUUGUAACAAAUUGCAAGACUACAUAUUCAUGACGCAUUGGAAAAAUGUUUAUCUAUGAAAGGAGUAUCUGGGUAAUGGAAUUCAUUCACAGGUAAUCAUGUCUCCUGCAAUUGCAUCUUUAGAUGGUUUUGAAUUAUUGCAUUACGAUACUUAUUACACAUACAUGCCAAGUAAUUUAUUACUUUUACAUAGCGUUUCUGGAAAGCGAUAAACUAUGACGCACUCCCUCUGUCCCUCACUCCAUCUCCCUCUCUCCCUUUCUCUCUCUAUCUCUCUCUCUACAACAAAUAUGUAUAUAUAUGUAUCUCUAUAAUGACACGAAUUAAAAGAAACUUCACAGAUUAAUAAACUUUAUGUAUUAUGAGAUACGUAGUGUGUUAUAAUAUUUGUGUUAUUUUACAAAUCACAAAAAAAUGUUACAUUGCUGACUGGAUUAAUUUAUGGCAGUGAAGCUUGAAAAAACAUUCAGACAUACUUUGUAUAAGCACAAUGGGUAUAUCAAAAGUAAUGUCGCAGUAUUGAUCUACCUGUACUCUACAAUUAGUAACAACACUUUCCCAUAGAAAAAGGUUACAUCAAUGUUGCCUAACGUAGAUAGGUCAGUUGCUGAGUGCAAGUUUAAAGCUGGUUAAAGCAUAGAAGUGACCGUUUUUGGAAAUUACUUGCUUCUUUGAAUUGCAAUAAGGAUAUUAGAUUAGAAUGAUUCAAUUCACCUCAAAUUACAAACUGACUGCUCUGCAUAGGAAAAAGCUUAAAAACAUUAUUCAAACAGUCAUGAAUGUUUUUUUGUUUUUCAUUUGAGCUCUAUUGUUACAUAAACGAACCAUCCUACAGAUUAUUGAAAAAGCUGGAUAAAUUCUUAGAUCACACAUCAAUUAAUUUGUCUGUUGUGUAAUAAAGUAUGUUUUAAAAGUUUCGAUAUGAAAUAAAUUCAGCACAGAUCUUAGAAAAAGAAGAGUAUUGCAAACUAAAUUGGUCUCUCAAAUCACAAGCAAUAUUGAAAUUUAGCCAGGAUUCUUUGAAUAUACUUGACGAUAUUUUAUUUGCAUCAAUAUAUUUAAAAUAAGAAGCCAUGUAGCUAGAGAAGACUAUAGAGAAAAUAUUCCACAUGGCCUAAAGAAUUAACUGAUGAAAACUUUUAACACAAACUCUAUAUUACAUCAAAGCUCGCAAGUAUUAUAACAUUCACACGCACAUAUUUGUAUACAUACAUAAAUAUAUAUAUAUAUAUAGUUUAAUAAUUUUUUUUUCAACAACUUUGUCGAAACUCAUAUCAGUAUUGUAGUAUAGAAAUCGUGAAAUUAGUUGAAACAAAAUUAUUUUUAUAUUUAAUAGUAAACGUACAUCGUGCUUCCGCGCAUGCUCAACAAAAUCAAAGUGAAUUUUUGUCAAGCAAAAAAUGUGCUCAAAUAACAUUAUUAUAUAUUUUGGUCUAUCAACAUUUGCGCUUUCUUACACCACCUCAUGGACAGUAUGAUUAAAGUAUGAUAGACCAUUUUUCGUGGUCAGGUACGGGAAAGAAACUUUGAUCAUGCAGUAAAAUCGAAUCAUUUACGAGUUUGCAUGAUGCAAUGUUUGGACAAUGAAUAAUAAGAUUGAAAGGAUCCGAUGAAAGAAAGUUUGAGAUAUUAUAAUAACGUAUAAAACAAUUUAUCUACAAUGUUGUACAUCACCUAUUCAAAAACGUGUAUACAUAUCAUUUGAUGGCUCAAUUCAGAUUUGAAAUGGCUGAAUUUACGUUCAGCAGCUGUAUAAAUAGCAAUGAGAGAACUGUAACGAUUUGAAUUGAACACAAACUGAAAUAGAACGGUGGUGCGACAGACAAAUAUGACGUGACUUAUUCACGAGACUCUUUUUGUAUUCGAAAAAGUAUUGAUUAU